This is a messenger RNA of Glycine soja, 2102 nucleotides long. Its product is annotated as ferrochelatase-2, chloroplastic-like. The record is from RefSeq and is a predicted model, not a curated record. Gene Ontology annotation, biological process: heme biosynthetic process. NCBI's taxonomy places the organism in Eukaryota, Viridiplantae, Streptophyta, Magnoliopsida, Fabales, Fabaceae. Bases 351 to 1799 code for a protein of 482 amino acids. Gene Ontology annotation, molecular function: protoporphyrin ferrochelatase activity. The transcript is spliced from 9 exons.
UCCAAUUAUAGAUUACUUUAGCUUUUUAAUUGGGUUUUGGUCUAUUCCCUCAAUUUGUUGAUCCUUUUCUAUUAUCUUUCAAUGUUACUUGGUGUAAUCUAUGAUGGUUUAUAUGAGUGUCAGCAUAUUAGUGUAUCACUAAAAGACAAGAAAAUGGGGAGUUUUUGUGAAACCUCGGUACUCGGUGCGGUGUCCUUGGAAUUUGGAACACGUAGACGUUUCUUUCAUUCUUUUCUUGGUUUGGUUUGGUAUUUGGUAUUGACAUUUUAACUUUACUUCAACUUUCUUUUCUUUGCCAACACUCCUCCUUUGGUUAGGGGUUUCGAUCCGAAAUUCCAAAUCGCCACGCCAUGAACGCAACCUUAUACUCUGCUGCUUUUCCUACCACGUUUCGCAGUCUCGAUCAUCGCAAUUUCUCAGCGUUAUGUUCGGAUAUCCAAAAUCCUGGCUAUGUUGAUUACCAUUCAAAUUCUAAUAAGUCUACAUCUCAAGCGUCUUUGUUUUUGCGUUCUGAUUCCACCAAUAGAAGCAAUGUCGUGCUUGGUGGAGCACUUUGUGUGAACCCCUCUGGCAGGAGAAACCUAGUUGGUCCGGCUUCUUAUUCUGUAGAGACGAGUGCUUAUGAUGUGGCUUCUUUAGAAUCUCCUUCCCAUGUCGCUGAAGAAAAAGUUGGUGUGCUGCUUCUCAAUCUAGGAGGACCAGAGACAUUGAAUGACGUUCAACCUUUUCUGUUUAAUCUUUUUGCAGAUCCUGAUAUCAUUCGUCUUCCAAGGUUGUUUCGGUUUCUCCAGCGACCAUUGGCAAAAUUGAUUUCUGUACUUCGGUCUCCUAAAUCCAAGGAAGGGUAUGCUGCUAUUGGUGGUGGCUCUCCUUUACGCAAAAUUACAGAUGACCAGGCACUCGCAAUUAAAAUGGCUUUGGAAGCAAAGGGCAUCUCUUCAAAUGUCUAUGUUGGGAUGCGGUACUGGUACCCAUUUACUGAAGAAGCAAUUCAACAAAUUAAGAGGGACAGAAUAACAAGGCUUGUGGUACUACCCCUUUAUCCCCAGUUUUCUAUAUCCACAACUGGUUCAAGCAUCCGCAUUCUUGAGCAUAUAUUCAGGGAAGAUGCCUAUUUGUCCAAGCUUCCUGUUUCCAUUAUAAACUCUUGGUAUCAACGAGAAGGUUAUAUUAAGUCAAUGGGUAACUUAAUUCAGAAAGAGCUUCAGAGUUUUUCUGAACCAAAAGAGGUAAUGAUAUUUUUCAGUGCCCACGGUGUACCUGUCAGUUACGUUGAGGAUGCUGGGGAUCCAUACCGAGACCAAAUGGAGGAGUGCAUCUUCUUGAUCAUGCAAGAGUUGAAAGCUCGAGGAAUUAGUAAUGAGCACACUCUUGCUUAUCAGAGUCGAGUGGGUCCUGUACAGUGGCUGAAACCAUAUACAGAUGAAGUUCUCGUUGAGCUUGGCCAAAAAGGUGUGAAGAGUCUUUUAGCUGUUCCAGUGAGUUUUGUGAGUGAGCAUAUUGAAACCCUUGAAGAAAUUGACAUGGAGUACAAGGAAUUGGCUAUUGAAUCUGGCAUCAAGAAUUGGGCACGUGUACCUGCCCUUGGUGUUACCCCUUCCUUCAUUACAGAUUUGGCAGAUGCAGUAAUAGAAGCUCUCCCGUCAGCAACAGCAAUGUAUGCACCAACCAGCAUCUCUGAAGAUGUUGAUCAUGACCCAGUUAGUUAUUUUAUCAAGAUAUUCUGUGGUUCAAUCUUGGCAUUCAUCUUGUUCUUGUCACCCAAAAUGAUCAUGGCAUUCAGGAAUCAAGUCAUUUAGAAGAAUUAGAAACUGUUUGCUGAAUUCAAUCUGCAAGCAUAUAGAUGAAGCCUAUUGAUAGCAACAAAGUAUACUUGGAUUUUUUUGUCUUUGUUUUACUCAUUUCAACCUCUACUGUAUACAUCAAAGAGCUAUGAAGAAGCAAUUUUCCGCAGAGAACUUGAACCUCGGCUUAAAGAGGAUUCAAAGAAUAAUUGUUGACCAGGGAUCUAUUCAAGAGCCAAGAGGCAUUGUCUCGAUCUCCGAUUUAAACCCGAACAAGUUAUUGAUUUUUGUUUAUUAUUUACUUACACUUUUUCUACA